AUGGCCAAAUCGACGAGAAGGCAGGUGGAAAAGAUUGCCGAACCUAUUGAGAAGCCCGAGGAGCAGUUAGAGCUUGAAAAUUCCAGCUCCUCCGAGAGCGAAUUAGAAGGUUUAUCUGAGGCCGAAGAUGCGAACUCCAGUGAAGAAAAUGGCGAUUUGGCACUUGAAGACGAAACCAAGAACACAAACGAGCAUACAGUGAAGAAGCUCGUUCAGUCUUCGAAAAAAGAUCAGAAAAAGCUCAAGGGAUCUCAAAAAACUGAAAAUUUGUCGGGAAUCAUCUAUGUGAGCAGACUGCCUAAGGGAUUCCACGAACGGGAACUGUCGCGGUAUUUUGCUCAGUUUGGAGACCUUAGAGAGGUGCGUCUGGCACGCAACAAGAAAACCGGGAAUAGCAGACAUUACGGGUUCGUGGAGUUCGUCAACAAAGAGGACGCAGUCGUGGCCCAAGAGACCAUGCAUAACUAUUUGCUGAUGGGACAUCUACUGCAAGUAGUGGCACUUCCCAAGGGUAAGAAGAUCGAAAAGCUGUACCGAUACAAACAACGGGCGUUGCAACAGACCCCAGUGAAGAAAACUGGUGCCGAGCUUAAACAACGGGCACAAGACAGACACACUGAAAGAGAACAAAAACUCAAGGCUAAGGGCAUUGAAUUCCAAUGGUAG
Molecule: messenger RNA, 666 nt
Organism: Lachancea lanzarotensis
Lineage: Eukaryota; Fungi; Ascomycota; Saccharomycetes; Saccharomycetales; Saccharomycetaceae
Gene: NOP15
Product: LALA0S09e04808g1_1
Exons: 1
Coding region: 1-666 (221 amino acids)
Biological process (GO): maturation of LSU-rRNA from tricistronic rRNA transcript (SSU-rRNA, 5.8S rRNA, LSU-rRNA)
Cellular component (GO): nucleolus
Molecular function (GO): RNA binding
Source: RefSeq, a predicted model, not a curated record